Molecule: messenger RNA, 297 nt
Organism: Piliocolobus tephrosceles (Ugandan red Colobus)
Lineage: Eukaryota; Metazoa; Chordata; Mammalia; Primates; Cercopithecidae
Exons: 2
Source: RefSeq, a predicted model, not a curated record
AGGAGGAAGAGGAGGAGGAGAAAAAGGAGGAGGAGGAGAAGGGGAACAAGAGGAAGAAGAAGAAGAAGGAGAAAGAAAGAAAGAAAGAAAGAAAGAAAGAAAGAGAGGGAGAACGGAAGAAAAAGAAAGGAAGGAAAAGAAAUGUCUCCAUUUAUCUGUUCACACCCACAAGAAAAAAAAUGUUCUAUACCGCAACUGGGUGAAACUUACCUGAUUAGUACAGCCAAGAUUUUCUUAUCCAGGCAAGGCAAAACUGAACAAGUAGAACUCCUUCUUUGCAAAAUAUUUUGCUAUUAA